UUGAAGAGAAGACUGGACACUCAUAGAAACAUACCAGAAAAAGGAAUAACAUCUGAAAAGUAGCUUCACAACUGUGGCUCACGAGUAUGUCAGACACUGGAUCUUCCGAGGUUACCGAGUCAGAGACCCAUUUGUUUCUUUUUUUGUCAAAUUGUGAAUUUCACAUAUUCCUAAGCUUGUUGGCGCGGCUUUUCGUUAAAACAUACGUGGGGGGGGGGAUUGAAAUGCCAAAUAGUAGUGAGGUUUCUGGUGGUGUUCGACAACAAAAUACUUUAUUUGUAAGUUUUUGAAGCACAAUUUAAUGUUCAGACGUACAAAAUCUUUUAUGAGUUGUGUGUUGCGUACUGUAAUAGUAUUAUGUAUGAAUCGUGUCCGUAUUUAUGGCGCAACAACUACGGUGUUCUAAAAGAUAUGUAGCUAAACGCAUGGAUUAACUUUCCUGUCAUCCACAAGUCGUUUAAAGUCUGACUAUGUCAAUACUGCUAUGUACUUUGCUCGUUUGGGAACGCUGUUCUGCUGUGUCGUAUUUUUCUUUGCGCCAAUUUUUUCCCGUUUGCACCCGUCAGAUCUGGAGGUUUGGUAUCGAAGAGCAUUGUUAGCAAGUGCGGCGACUUCAGCCCUACGUCUACAUCAACGAAUAAAAAGUUUGAAUACAGGUUUCUCUCGAGAAGUCCUAGAGGUCUUAAUCUCUGAAGAUUCUUCUCAUUACUUGCUGUUUUCCAUUAUGUUUGCUGUAUUACCACCAGUUACAGUUUCUUUGGUGCCGAUCUUCUUAUUCGCCCUUUUACAUGCGGCCAGCUUCACGAGGGUUCUUUUAAAUACAUCUGUUUCUCUGAAUAGCGGCGGAACGAGUGAUGGUUUGGAUGCUCCAGUUGCUUCAUCGAAUAUGUCAUGUAUACAUCAAAUAGUACAAAAAUCAAUUGAUAAAGUGAAAGCACAUGACCAAAAUAUCUUACGUAUCAUAGCCUUAAAUGAAAUCAUGUUGAUGGUAAUCUGUAUAUUUAUGGCUGUUUCUGGACCUAGAAUUUUUGUCCUCCCCUUUAUUUAUUAUCCGUUCUUGAAAAUGCGUUAUAAUUCAAGGCGUAAUCCUUAUACUCGUAACGCAUUUUUGGAACUGCGUAUAGCACUUCAGAAUGUAGCUUAUCAUUCUAAGUGUCCAGCACUUAUUUCGCGUAUAAUUUAUGGUCUCAUCAAUAUUGUAUCUCGUUUGGGAACAAGCGGUUACGCUAGAAAUUAGAUUGGGAUCCACCUGCUGGUGUUUUUUCUGUUUUUCGUGGUUCAUUUGUUACGUUGUGAUUGGAUUAUUUUGGUCAUUCAAUAUCAACAUCGAUCAGCUACCACUUGAAGAAAAUAUUCAAAUGAGUUCGUCUUCACUUCAUUUUUAUAAUCUACUUGUAUUUCAUCAUUCAUUUUACUACUUAUUUGUCCUUGCUAUCCUCAACAAAAAGUAACUUUGACAAUUGAUAUAUAUAUAUAUAUAUAUAUA
Schistosoma bovis is the source of this 1486-nucleotide messenger RNA. Lineage: Eukaryota; Metazoa; Platyhelminthes; Trematoda; Strigeidida; Schistosomatidae. The record is from the annotation of a GenBank genome assembly.